GUGGAUGCCUCUUUGGGGACUCCUCAAGCUUCGAGGCUGCUGAUGUACAGCAACUCAACUGAACCAAAUAGUUAGGCAGGCAUGCAAUGCAUGGUAGGGGACGGAUCUCGGUUCCAAAUCGGGGCGAUGUGGGCCUGAGACCCAGGUCGCGUGGCUGUCCCAGCUGGCUCUUCCUCAGGCGCUGUUGGCGGAGCUUUGGCCGACCCAGACCCUGAAAACGCAUGUUGCUACUUGCGUGCCCAAGUGUACGAUCUGUACAUACCCUUCCUUAUUAGGAACGGCGGCCAGGCGGGGAUCACACCAAACCACGAUCCGAGCCGCGCAUAUCGAAGAUGGCGUUGAAGCACCUCAUUACCUGCAUUGUGGCAGGUAUUGACUACCUUGUGCAUCCUCAAAUCCUUGGCAGCGUCGAGGAGAGCGUGAGGGCUGACCAGGUCAUCCCCGUCGUCGUCCUGAGCGAGGACCAGGUCAACGCCGGCCCCGAGGAGCUUGGCAGGACCCUGCAGUUCCUCGUUGACAACGAUGAUGUCUGCACAGAUGAAUUCACAGGCAUCAUAGUCGUCAAGCCCUCCUCCGCCUCCGCCUCGGAGCUGCGUGGGUCUUGUCCUGGUACAUCCGAUGCGACUGCCUCGAUAGGUUGCCCUUUCACUGUCUAUCACAUGGCAGAUGGCAUUGGCACAUCCGAAGAAAAGAACUUGUUACCGUCUGGGCCCUAUUUCUUGAGCGGGCAGAAUCUACACCAGGCAUGGCGGCUUUAUCCUGACCACCUCGAUGCCUUCACUUUCGGCCUACUGCCAGAUGACCCUUUCGACCCACAAAGCUUUCAAGCCGUGGCACCGCUAUCUUCAGACGGCGUCUCCAAAACAAUCCCGUCCCCCAGCCGCUUCUACCACAGUCCUAGCUCGAGCAAACCGCUAGCAGGAAAGCGAGUUGCGCUCACAGACACCUUCGACGUUCAAGGGGCAAAGACCACCCUCUCCAGCCGCGCGUGGACACAGCUGUACCCAGCAGCCGAGAACUCCGCGGCUUACGUCAAGAAGCUGCUCGACCUAGGCGCCGUCGUCGUGGGCAAGACGAAGACGGCCCAGUUCUCCACCGGCCUUCAGUGGGUCGAUCACCAUUCUCCCGUGAACCCUAGGGGUGAUCGGUACCACGAGGCUUCUGGUAGCUCUGCGGGAGCGGCCGCAUCCCUCGCGGGUUAUCUGUGGCUUGACUUUACUGUCGGGGGAGAUUCCGAUGGAGGCGUCCGGGAUCCAGCUGCAGACCAUGGGCUGCAUGCUCUCCGGUCAUCCCACGACUCAGCGUCAUUGGAGGGUGUCAAGAUCAGUUCAGAGAGAUACGAUACUGUUGGGCUUUUCAGCCGUCGCCUGGAGGACCUGGUCUCUGCAGCGAAACACAGCCUUCAAGUCUCUGACAGAAGUGUCGAGAUGCCUCGUCGCAUUUUCUACCCAACCGACUACUUUCCUCUCGCUGAUGACAAACAUCAGAAGUUGAUAGAACAGUUUGUCCAGAACUUGGAGUCUCAUCUGGAUGCCCAAAGGGUCGAGGUGAACAUAGCCCAACUAUGGCAGGACCAUCCCCCUUCUCCAUCUCCAACAGCAAGAUUGCCCUUGCAGCAAUACCUGAGCAAGGCACCUUUCUGGUCAUUAUGCCAUGACUAUUACCAUAGGUAUGACGAGUUUAGGGCUGAUUAUAAUGAUGCUAUUGGCCGUGAGCCAUUCGUUGAGACAUCUCCCCGGUACCGAUGGAAAAUUGGAGAAAGUGUGACAAACGAUGACUAUGAAGAGUAUCUCACUCGGCUCGACACGUUCAGGGCAUGGUUCGAUAAGACCAUAAUGUCCCUAAGCAGCGAGUCCGAUGAUAUCAUGGUACUGCCAGCUAUCAUUGCUGCGCAGAAAUACCGAGAUGAGUCGCCGAGUGAGCCCGAGCCAUUAGAGGGCAUUGAUACCAGACUCCUUUCACCGAUCCUUGGAACCCCACAGAUAGUUGUGCCGUUCGCACAGCUUCCUUAUAAGUCCCGUGUGACCGAAUCGCUGGAAUACAGGCCCGUGAGCGCCUCGUUGAUGGGUGCCAGAGGGAGCGAUCUGGCUCUUCUGCGUUUGGUAGAGGAAGCCACGCAGGCCUCCGGGUGGCGGACAAAUGUCGACACUGGAAGACGUGCUUUUCCCGUUGGCAAGAAUAUACGGCACGUGCGGGAUCUUGGAGAUGAUGGCCUCGGAGGCGAACUGUACAUUCAAUCGAAUGGUGCUGGCGUUGAGAGCGGCUCGACUUCGGUCCCAGACGAAUUGUAGAUCAAGAAACUACCAACAGCGGUCUAUGAUAUGGUGUGGUCACGCAUCACCUAGGGCCCUGUUCCCUAUCACAAUACAGGGAUCUCUCAGGGGCACGUGUAAAUUUGUUCAUAACGAGCUUGAUAUCAUCAACAACCUGAUCGCGGUGAAAUGAUCUCGGCAUAAUCGGUCCUUCUUUAGCUCUCGUGCGCUUGACUCAACGUUUUGACAGCCGGAGACCGCCUCACGGCGAGGACAGUCGAUACCCGGCCAGUCUUGGGAUACCUAGGCACUUGUGCUGACGGGCUUUCCCACCGCUACAUUUGGUCUGAAUUAGCCUUGUCUGUGCGGCUGUCAUGGGGCCAUUGCAAGCCUGAUUUUAUUUUUGGGGAAAGCGAGACAAAUC
This is a messenger RNA of Diaporthe batatas, 2676 nucleotides long. RefSeq lists its product as uncharacterized. NCBI's taxonomy places the organism in Eukaryota, Fungi, Ascomycota, Sordariomycetes, Diaporthales, Diaporthaceae. The transcript has 10 exons. The record is from RefSeq and is a predicted model, not a curated record. Bases 333 to 2291 code for a protein of 652 amino acids.